GCUAUGACAAAAAAAGGACAAUCAAUCGUCAACAAUAUGUUUGUUUGUUUCUGUUCUAUGUAAAGUUGGGAAGUACUUUUUUAAUACCCCCCAAAAAACAACUUGAGAUUAAUCAUGCUCAACCGAUAGAUUUAGAGUAUUCUUCCUUUGAACCGAUUCUUGAACAGCAUCUUGGGUCAUGAUGGCAAACAGGUUCUACCAUGCUCCAAACGGUAGCCAAGCAUCAGCUGCCCAGCGCCAUAACCCAGCGAUGGCGGGGUUGACGCCCAGAGGUAGAGGUGCUGGUCAGAGGCACCCAGGGGCACCCAUGAGUGACCAGAAGGCGAAGACAGUGCUGAAAGAAGCAGUCGAUGCUGUGGUCAAUAGUUUCGCAAAGCACACACAUGGCUACGGCAGAGUCAAUGUUGUGGAAGCGUUGCAAGAGUUCUGGCAGAUGAAAGCAUCUCGCGGCACAGAACUGAAAGGAGGCCCUCUUGUGGUCUACGAGUCCAUUCCGACAUCAAGUCCACCAUACGUUUGCUUCGUCACCCUGCCAGGAGGAAGCUGCUUUGCUAGUUUCCAGAACUGUCCCACCAAGGCAGAGGCAAGGCGCAGUGCGGCUAAGAUAGCCCUCAUGAACUCUGUCUUCAACGAGCACCCGUCGAGAAAAAUCACCGAUGAGUUUAUCAACAAGGCUGUUGAAGAUGCAAAGAAAUCGUUCAAGGGUUCACCCGAAGAUGAGAACGACCCCAACACGAGCCUUGGAGCAUUCCGCUUCAUGCUGGAAGCCAAUCGCGCCAAGUCCAUGCUGGAAUUCCAAGAGCUGAUGACCGUCUUCCAGCUCCUGCACUGGAACGGCAGCCUGAAGGCUAUGAGAGAGCGGGACUGCUCCCGCCAGGAGGUCCUUGCCCACUACUCGCACCGCAACCUCGACGAUGACAUGAGGAGUCAGAUGGCCCUGGACUGGAUCUCCCGGGAGCAGGAGAUGUGCGGGAUCAUCGCCGAGGAGCUCCACCGAGCCGACGACGAGAUCGAGACGGCGAGACUCGCCGGGAGAGAGCUGCGCUUCCCGAAGGAGAAGAAGGACAUCUUGAUGCUUGCUUGUAGUCAGCUUGGUCCAGGUUAGAUCCCGCCUCAACCACGUCAUCCAUGCUUUCAAAUAGUCACCUUAAAAUUUCAGAGGUUAAACAGGGAAAAUAUUGGUCAAAAAUAGAUAAGAAUUUGGUUUCUUCAAGGGAUGACACACUGUCAUCCAGGACUCCAUUCAUUGGGGAAGUCCACAGGACCACAGGGAUGAAGGCACAGGAUGUGUUGGUAAUUACUCAAAAUAUAAGUUUGGCAGUGCAGGGGUCGAUUUCACAAAGAGUUAGGACUAGUCUCGGGUUAUAGUUUGGUAAUUACUCAUAAUAUACAUCAGCAUAAAUACGGAGAGCUGUUGAUAGUAUACAACUUAACUAUAUUGACUCCAUCUGAAAGAAAUGUAGUUUUUGAGAAAGGGGUAAUUUCUCACUAAAAUAUUUGAAUCUGAGAAGGACGUCAGGCCUAAAG
Messenger RNA from Asterias rubens (European starfish), 1527 nucleotides. RefSeq names its product protein limb expression 1 homolog. Lineage: Eukaryota; Metazoa; Echinodermata; Asteroidea; Forcipulatida; Asteriidae. Gene Ontology annotation, biological process: autophagosome maturation. Gene Ontology annotation, cellular component: cytoplasm. The record is from RefSeq and is a predicted model, not a curated record. Bases 179 to 1105 code for a protein of 308 amino acids. The transcript has 5 exons.